This is a messenger RNA of Sporothrix brasiliensis 5110, 2682 nucleotides long. RefSeq lists its product as uncharacterized. Gene Ontology annotation, molecular function: DNA-binding transcription factor activity, RNA polymerase II-specific; zinc ion binding. The coding region runs from base 1 to 2682 and encodes 893 amino acids. Lineage: Eukaryota; Fungi; Ascomycota; Sordariomycetes; Ophiostomatales; Ophiostomataceae. The record is from RefSeq and is a predicted model, not a curated record. The transcript has a single exon. Gene Ontology annotation, biological process: regulation of DNA-templated transcription.
AUGCCGCCUCGACUACAAACACGCCAGGCGCCCAGCGCCCGUGCCCGAAAGGGCCACUAUUCGUGCGAGUUCUGCCGCGUGCGCAAGCUGCGAUGCAGCCGCCCGCUGCCCUGCACCAACUGCGUGUCGCGGGGCAAGACGUGCGUGAUGGACGCGGAGGGGCCCGUGGAGAUGCCGGUGCCGAUGGCGGUGGCAGGGCCGGCGGAGGUGCGGCCGACGCCACUGCCGGCGCGCCAGCAUUCGCCGUCGUCGCAGACCACGGGCACGCCGUUCGGACACGACGCCGGCAACCAGGCGCUGCUGGACGAGGUGUACCGUCUGCGGCGGCUGGCCGAGGACCUAGAGCGGCGCAUCCACGGCGGGACGGACGCGUCGACGUCGACGUCGACGGGCCGGCCGGCCACAAAGGCCAUGGCCAUGCCGCCGCGGCUGCCGUCGCCGCCGCCGCGGCCUCGUCCGUCGCCGGCUGUCGCGCCCGACGCAAUGGGCCCGAUGUGCGCCGUCGUCACACACCUCGACCGCGUGUCCAUGAGCAACGGAUCGUACGCGGACCUCGGGCAGCCGUCGUCGGCGUCGGCGACGGGGUCGCCGUCGGCGCUGUCCUCGACGACGACGGCCGUGGCGGCGGCGGCGGCGGCCAACCAGUUUGAGCAGAGCGGGCUGGCGCUCAAGAUUGCGCCGAUCCUGUCGAUCCCCACGGCGCCCGAGUUCAGCUACAGCAUCGUCGGCGGGGGCGACCGGCUGGGGGCGCCGCGGCGCCACAUCCAUCUGCCGCUGUACAGCGAGACGACGGCGCUGAUCGACACGUUCCUGCACACGGUGGGCAGCUUCUACCACAUUGUGCACCACCCGACGACGCCGGCGCUGGUGGCCAGCGUGUACGACCGCGUGCAGCGGCACAACGGGGCGCAGCUGGCGCUGGGCGACGUGCUGCUCGUGGUGGCCAUGAUUGCCACGGGGGCGUGCCUCUACACGCCGGAGGCGGACAGCAGCAGCAGCAGCGGCGGCGGCGGCAGCUACGACAGCAACGCCAGUGCCCUCUUUGCCACCCGCGGCGAGGCCGCCCGGCAGAUUCCGUACUGGAUCCAGUCGGCCGUGCACCUGCUCGAGGCCCUCGUGCGCGGCCCCGCGCCGCCCACGCUGUCGGCCCUGCAGGGCGUGGUGACGCUGAUGUUUCUGAUCAGCAACGUCGAGGGCGUCGGGUUCCGCUACCGCUACAUUGUGUCCACGGCGCUGAUGCUGGGCCGCGAGCUGGGGCUGCACUGCAUCGACCAGGAAGGCAGCGGCGGCAGCGACGACAGCCACAACAGCCACAGCAGCGGCGGCAGCUGCGGCGGCGCGCAGCCCCUGACGACGCCCUUUGAAAAGGAGCUCGGGCGGCGCGCGUGGUGGUACCUGGCGUCGACCGACUGGCUGCUGGCGGCGCGCAACAGCGGGCCGGGCGUCGGCGUCUACCAGACGCACCCGCACAUGAUGCGCGUGCGGGAGCCGCGCAACAUGGACGACGACCAGCUGGGGCCCGCCAGCGCGGACCCCAUCCACGGCCUGCCGCUCGACGUGCCCACCGACAUGUCGUACCUGCUGCAGCGCGUGCGGCUGGCCAACAUUGCGCGGGGCAUCGUGGACCGCAUGCCCAUGGUCUCGGCGACGCAGUUUGUCGGCGGGCCGGCGUCGUCGUCGGCCGCCGCGGCGUCCCUGCUCGCGCAGUACCGCGAGAGCGCCCUGGCGUCGGACGCCGAGCUGGACGCGAUGCUGCGGGACAUGCCGCCGUUUCUGCGGAUGGAGACGUACGAGCAGACGGGGUGGGAGGCGGGCGGUCACGACGCCAAAAACAACACCAAAAACAACACCAAAAACAACACCAAAAACAGCCACGGCCGGCCGCACCGCAGCCACUUCAUCCAGGCCUUUAUGCUGCACUCGCUCAUCCACACCCAGCGCUGCAAGCUGCACCUCUCCUACCUCACGUCCUGGCGCCGGCAGACGGGCAACCACACGGGCUGCGUCCUCAAGCAUCCCGACCCGGCCCGCCGGCCGUCCGUCGCGGCGGCGUCCACCACGUCGCGGGCCGUCUGCAUCGACGCCGCCCGCCAAAUCAUCCACGCCGAGACGCAGAUCCGGCGGCGCGCGGCCGGCCACCCGUUUGUGCAGAGCCGGCUGUCGUGCGUGCUGUACGGCGUCUUUCUGGCCACCAUUGUCCUGAUGAUUGACCUCUGCGCCGACAACGGCGAGGACGCGGCGUCGUCGCCGUCGGCGGUCGACACGCGUGCGGCCUUUUCCGCCAUGCAGAUCGUCGCCGACGCGCGGCCGUACUCGCCCGCGGCCGCGGAGCUGUACACGUCGCUGACGCAGCUGCUGGCAAAGCACCGGCCGCAGCUGCUGGAGGCGGUCCUGGGCACCGCGAUGCCGCCGAGGGCCGUGGAGGCCAUGGAGGCCAUGGAGGCCUUGGAGGCCAUGGACGCGAUGGACGCGAUGGACGCGAUGGACACGCUCAAGGCAGUGCCGCCCCUCGAGGCCACGACGACGACCACCAUGCCGCCCACAAACACCGACUUUGACGUUUCCUUUUACGACUCCCUCUACAACAACCCGCUGGCCCUCCACUUUGACGGCCUCGACAACCUGGCCCAGUUCCAGUGGGACGAUCUGCUCGCCAAUGUGGACAUGUCCUUGUAUGUAUAG